AAGGAAAAUGUCAAGGUGGGAAAGCAGAAAGGAAAGAGUGAGAAAAAGAAGGGACCUGACAGAAAUCUGAAGCCAAAUCCCAAGAUUAAGAUCUUUGAGAAGGACCCUUUCUUUGAAACCAAUGAAAAAGUCCCAGAAGUUUCCCCAAGGAUGACCACCAAGUUGAUAUUUCGUGCUGUGAACUUGGGCAGUGUUGAGUCAGUGAAAGAUUUGCUGGCAAGGACAGAAGGAGUGACUAACCGUUCGAUGGUAGGAACAGCACUGGAUUUUGCUGUUCAGCAAGCAAAGGGGGAGAUUGUUCAACUUUUGACCCAUGAACAUUUUGAAACAGAUGCGAAGCUGAAGAAGGAGAGGAAGGCCCCACCAGCUUGUAUUAUUUCAGCUACUGGCACAGGAAACUACAAUCCGUUGUCUCUUGGAAUUAAGCAAAUUAGAGUUUUGAAUAUGAGCAGAGGAGGGAAAGAAGGAGACAAUGCAUUUGUAAAUGAUCUUUAUGAAGGCAAUGUGGAUUUACACCUUAUCAAAAACUGGAUGGAGUAUGGAGUUUCUGUUGACACACUGGAAACAUUUUUGCUGGCGUUGUCGUCUGCUACGAAAACAACACGUGACGAGCAG
Candidula unifasciata is the source of this 615-nucleotide messenger RNA. The record is from the annotation of a GenBank genome assembly. Lineage: Eukaryota; Metazoa; Mollusca; Gastropoda; Stylommatophora; Geomitridae.